Suillus subaureus is the source of this 872-nucleotide messenger RNA. RefSeq lists its product as uncharacterized. The record is from RefSeq and is a predicted model, not a curated record. Bases 145 to 792 code for a protein of 215 amino acids. Lineage: Eukaryota; Fungi; Basidiomycota; Agaricomycetes; Boletales; Suillaceae. The transcript is spliced from 5 exons.
UCAUUUUACCAUCUCCCAAUGACCGCAUCCUCGCAAGCGCAUCAAUCAACAAGACAGCGCAACCAUGGAACCUCGAAACCAAUCAACGCAUCGGACCACCACUCCACCAUGAAGACAACGUGAUCAACGCGACUUUUUCUGCAGAUGGAAACUGGCCUUCUGUUGGAUAUUGCUGAUGCUCCAGCUCCGAAGACGAAAGGUGCCCCCAGAAUACCUGCAGGGUUCUUUGACGAUACACUGCGAGAGACUAAUUUACACACUCGUCUAUCCCAAUCCCAUGAGCCACAUAACCACCUCCCUCCAGCACCACGUCAACGCACCCUCAGUCCUUUUCCCUCAUUCUGGCGCCGCUCCAAGCCACAUGGUGCGACUGAGCGCGACGCCCAAUUCCCAUCCCGGACUCGAAACAUAGUCUCUAAUAUGAUGCGCAGGCGAGAUAGAUCAGACAUAGAGAUGCGCGAACCACCUGUAGUCGAGGUCCCAUACACAGCGGGCAAGCCUAGACAUUAUCACGCAAGAAAGAAGAAGUCAGCUACUAGCUCAUCUCGACCUCAUACCACGCAGCAAUCCAGGGCACACCAUCAUCGCAACCACCACCGCCUGCUGCUGCUUCAAUACCUUCCGCCGCCAUCGGUACCGCGCCGACAACUGGAACAACCUCGCGUCCUCAUGUCACCGUUGCUGGAUGGCGCGCUCGCCUUGUGGGCUGGCUUUGCUGCGUGCCUAUCCAGAACACACACGGUCAACCAUAGAGAUGCAGUCGCAACACCAUACUGGCUACUGGAACAAUGACGCGACAUAAUACCACUGCAAUACAGGCCGAAUGCUAGACUCCUCGGGUGCUCUGGAUCGCUGUGUAUCUGUUGAACGGA